GCUUGACCUUAUCUCGAAAGGUCGAAAUUCCUCCCUCAUCGCAUUUCUUUCAAAAUGGCGAACCACCUCCAAACAUCCCCAAUCCUGCACUCCGAUUCUCUCCCCACCGUUCUCCGGCCACUUUCCGGCGACCUAAACACUACUCCAACCAAAAUCUCUUUCUCUUUCUCUUUCACAAUCCACGGUUCUCUAAAUUUCAGAGCUCGCCGCCGCCGCCAACGCCCUUACGAUUGCGCUGCUCGGCGGAGAGUCCGAUACGAUGAUGAAGAAGAUGAAGAUGAAGAGUAUGGCCACAAUGAACAGAUUGCGCUGCUGGAAUCCUACACUCGGGGCGCUGCCGGCGAGGCGCUGAUCGUUCACGCGGCGCUCGAUGGCGACCUCGUUGAAGUUCUCGUCUUCAAGGGAUUCUCGUCAUGCUUGAGCUAUGCGACUUCAUCUGAUCCAUCCAGAAGUGUUCUUCCAGCAAGAGCAACGAUUCAAUCCAUUGAUAGAAUCAAGGGCCCAUUUGAUCCCUCAAAUAUCGAAUACAUUCAGAGGGGUUUCAAUUUUAUCAUUUUGUUAGGAUUGUGCGUGCAUUUCAAUCGUCUGCGACACAUCCGACUUUCCUUUACACUAGGCCAAGUCAUUCGGCUCAACCUUACCUCUGCUCGGGGCCAAAGUCUCUCAAUGCAACGUCGCAUCUCAUCUUGUCAUCUUGAUCCCCAUCGACAUAGUUCAUAUGUCUUGGCGUCAUUUCGAGUCUCGGGAUGUCGUCGGCCAUCACAACUCGUUCGGUCAUGCCAUCGAGAAUGGGCCCGCGUGUCGCUCAUCUCAUCGGGACUUCCCGAACAUCCAUUCAUCUGGGUUCUAUCGAGGCAUUGGCCCUCCCAUGCCCAUGUCGUGUCAUUUACGGAUACCGUGUCGGAUAGCAGGUGUAUGUAGCAACCUCCAAUACACGGGCUGGGGCGCAAUAUCGGCACAUCGGUGCCACUCGGUACUAUACUUGAAAAACUUAUUUCAAAAGAAGUCGCCCGAGACACUCGUCUCGGUACGCUCGCCCACACUGUGACACACGU
Messenger RNA from Cucurbita pepo subsp. pepo (vegetable marrow), 1055 nucleotides. RefSeq lists its product as uncharacterized. Gene Ontology annotation, cellular component: chloroplast. NCBI's taxonomy places the organism in Eukaryota, Viridiplantae, Streptophyta, Magnoliopsida, Cucurbitales, Cucurbitaceae. The record is from RefSeq and is a predicted model, not a curated record.